AUGACGAUAUUUGCUAGCAAGAACUCCAUGAUCGAUCAUUCACUUACUUGUGAGAAAUCGAAGCCCGAGGAUUACACUGAUCAAAUUAUCAGAGGGAUCAUCAAGAUUCUCUUGCGGACCAAGAAGCAUCUAGUCGAACAUGAUCUAUCCAAUUUCUACUGCCUUCAAGCAAUCGUCUACGAGAACUUCCCAUUGCUCUCCCACUGA
Messenger RNA from Thlaspi arvense, 207 nucleotides. The record is from the annotation of a GenBank genome assembly. NCBI's taxonomy places the organism in Eukaryota, Viridiplantae, Streptophyta, Magnoliopsida, Brassicales, Brassicaceae.